AUGUUAACAGAGAUUCUGGCGAGGUUACCCUUGAGAAGCAUCGCCAGAUUCAAAUCGGUGUGCAGGAGAUGGAAAUCGGUGUUGAAAUCUUUGGAUUUCCGCCGUCUCUUUGCGUCCGUGCACAGAAACUCGUCUUCAUGUUGGUCACUGGUGCGCGGAAGAAAAGAAGUCAUGAGCUUCCAUGGAUGCGAGACAUGGGGUCUUCCAAAGUCUUUAGUUUCGUAUUUCGGAGAUAUGGUAGGUCCCGGCGGCCAUUUAUGUCUUUAUGCAUCUUGUUACAGUGGAUUAGUAUUGGUUCAUGGAAACGAAGAUGUGUCCUAUGUGGUUAAAAUCCCUGCCCUUCCAUAUCGAUAUUCAUGUAUAAAGUUUGGUCUGGUGACGCGCACGGACAAGGACGGCGUUGUUCUGGGCUUCAAAGUGGCGUUUGGACUUGCAAGCGACUUCACUGCCCUCGUUACUUCACCAACCCCGCUCGUCGUCCAAUGA
Molecule: messenger RNA, 486 nt
Organism: Thlaspi arvense
Lineage: Eukaryota; Viridiplantae; Streptophyta; Magnoliopsida; Brassicales; Brassicaceae
Source: the annotation of a GenBank genome assembly